AUGGGACCCGCCGACCACGACCAAGAUGACGGCUCUUUCUGGCACCGCCUGCAUACGCUCCUCGACACGCAAUGCUCGACGCACGAGCAGAUUGACGACUGUCUGCGCGACUUCCUCGAUGCCUCGACUGACGGCUUCCUCGACACCGAGUACGACAUUGCCCGCUGCUGCUACCGCCUGAUCGACUCGCCGCUCUGGGUCCAGAACAAGGACUACGUGCGCCGCCAAUUCGUCUACUGCCUGCUGCAGGACGAACAUGCCCCGGUCCUGCACAUUGUCACGGCCGUCCUGCUCUACGACGGCCGCAGCGAUGAAGCCGUCUUUGACAUGAUGCAGUCCGAGGCCGCCUUUCCCCGUCUGCUCGACCUGAUCAAGGGCAACAAGGACGACAGCUCCGGCCUGCACCGCCUGCUGCUCGAGCUGCUCUGCGACAUGUCGAGGAUCCAGCGCUUGUCGCUCGACGACCUGGCCACUGUCGACGACGCCUUUGUCAUCUACCUGUUCGAGCUCAUCGAGGAGCUGUCCAGCGACGCCAACGACCCCUAUCACUAUCCCACCAUCCGCGUCUUGCUUAUCCUCAACGAGCAAUACAUGUGCUACGCCGUCUCGCCCGAAUCACAUCCCACUUUGACCAACCGCAUCAUCAAAGUCCUCUCUAAUCACGGCCCUGCCUACCGCACCUUUGGCGAGAAUCUCAUAUUGCUCUUGAAUCGCGAGUCUGCCCUCGGUCCCCAGCUAUUGAUCCUCAAACUUCUCUAUCUCUUAUUCACCACCCCCUCCACCUUUGAAUAUUUUUACACAAACGACUUGCACGUCCUCGUCGACGUCAUCAUUCGCAACCUUCUCGACCUCGACCCUGGCUCCGACGACGACGACCAUGACUCUGAUUUGCCUCCUCGAGACGGUGGUGGCCAACGUGCUCUUCGACACACAUACCUGCGCGUUUUGUGCCCGCUUCUGAAGAACACCCAGUUGGCCCACGAUAAUGCUCAUUACAAACGCGAAGAACUGCGUAAACUUUUCUACUUGCUGGUCAAUAGAUCCUCCUUCCACUUUGCUCCUGUCGAUGAGACUGUUGUACGCCUGGUCUCGCGCUGCAAGCAGGUUGCCUGGAUAAGAGACGAGUCCGACCCCGAGGACCCAACAAGCCCUCUGACUGAUGCUCAUGUAGCCAAGCGUUUGCUGGGCAUGAAUCUAGCCGAGGCGCAAGAAAGCAGUCUGAGUGUCCUUGAGGUCACUGCGAAAGUCGAGAAGGAAAAGCCAAUGGUACCCGCACCACGGAGGCGCAAGAAGCUGCAACAGCAGCCAUCAAAGGAGACUGUCCUGUUGCGAGUUUCGCCCGCCGAUGCUCAGAAUGGCGAUAGAAGCCCCUUUGAUGACGAUAAUGAUGAAGAGUGA
Messenger RNA from Aureobasidium namibiae CBS 147.97, 1398 nucleotides. RefSeq lists its product as uncharacterized. Gene Ontology annotation, molecular function: Arp2/3 complex binding. Gene Ontology annotation, biological process: actin cortical patch assembly; actin cortical patch localization; endocytosis. The transcript is spliced from 2 exons. Gene Ontology annotation, cellular component: actin cortical patch. Bases 1 to 1398 code for a protein of 465 amino acids. Lineage: Eukaryota; Fungi; Ascomycota; Dothideomycetes; Dothideales; Saccotheciaceae. The record is from RefSeq and is a predicted model, not a curated record.